CUUCCGCACGUGUACCACAUACAGCAGCCAUAAACACAUCACGCAGAAUUCAAAAUAGUAAUGAAAUAUGUUCUCGUGAAUUUCCCGGUGGUGUUGUAAAUCGUCGAGGUGACAUAGAUCUUGCAAACUAAUGGAUUCGCGUGGCUCUACGUCUAUAUGUCUGACGGCCAUUUGAAAAUCCAACCCUUUGAUGUCAAUUGAAUUGAAUUCAAUUCAAUAUCGCAACGCAGUUCUUCUGGAUUUUCCCGUAUUUUGUUACUCAUCAAAGCAGCCGAAAUGACUACUAUCACGGUAUCGAACCCGCGCAUGGUCUUCCAGAGAUCCGAAAGAUGGAGAAUACUCAAGAACAUAUUGAUGAUUGGCAUCGCAUUCAUGAUCCACUUCACGGCAUUCAUGGGCGCCAGUAAUCUUCAGAGUUCAAUAAACGCCGACGACUCUCUUGGCACAUCCACCCUAGCUGCCAUUUACGGAAGUCUCAUCUUUAGUAAUGUUUUCUUACCCGUCUUGAUGAUAAGCUUUCUGGGGUGUAAAUGGACGAUAUCAGUGUCGUUCGUAACGUACAUGCCGUUCAUAGCGGCUCAAUUCUACCCCCGAUUUUACACAAUGAUCCCGGCGGGACUGGCUGUUGGUUUGGGUGGUGGUCCAUUGUGGUGUGCGAAGUGCACAUAUCUGACUGUUGUCAGUGAAGCUUAUGCAACAAUUUCCGAGCUUGGUGCAGAUGUCAUUGUUACCAGAUUCUUCGGAUUAUUCUUCAUGUUCUAUCAAAUGGCGCAGGUUUGGGGAAAUCUCAUAUCGUCCGCAGUAUUAUCCUACGGUAUGGAGGCAACUCCAGUGACUCUAGCUCUCAAUAGCACAAUAGUCGCUGAAACAUGCGGUGCGAAUUUCUGCAAAGCCAAGGCAACAGAGAACCCGAACCUGGCGCCACCCCCAGCGGAAAGAAUUCACUUGAUAUCGGGAAUUUAUCUCGGUUGUAUGGUCCUGGCAUCUCUGAUUGUUGCUUUCGGAGUAGAUUCUCUGUCGAGAUACGACAGGGGGAGAACAGGAUCUGCCACGGGCCAAUCGGGUUUUAAAUUACUGGCAGUUACGUUGAAGUUGUUGAAGGAAAGACGGCAACUGCUAAUACUGCCUAUUACGAUGUUUAUUGGUGCUGAACAGGCCUUUCUAUUUGCUGAUUACAAUGCUUCAUUCGUAUCGUGCGCUUGGGGAAUUAGCAACAUCGGUUACGUUAUGAUCUGCUAUGGCGUGGCGAAUGCAAUAGCAGCCCUAGCAACCGGCUCCGUCGUCAAAUUAACAGGGAGAAUACCGGUUGUGAUUUUCGCCUUUACUCUGCAUCUGGCUAUCAUCAUAGCGCUUCUAUUUUGGAGACCGAGUCCGGAACAGGGUAUUGUGUUUUUCCUAAUGUCCGGACUCUGGGGUGUUUGCGAUGCAAUCUGGCUGGUGCAAGUUAAUGCUCUGAGUGGAAUUCUAUUCCCCGGAAUGGAGGAGGCAGCCUACUCAAACUUUCGAUUGUGGGAAGCAACAGGUUCCGUCGUCGCCUACGCCUACAGCCCCUACCUCUGUACAAGCACGAAGCUCUAUGUUCUCCUGAUAAUUCUUGCAGCAGGUGUGAUUGGAUACGCAACUAUCGAGAUGACGGGGACUAUCAAGAAAAUUACCCUGAUCGAUCCAAAAACUGACUUUGAACUCGUGGGUAAUACUGAUCAAACCACGAAGGAAUUGUAACUCAAAUGUACCGAUUAGCAAAUUUCCAAAUCAUCAAUGAUUUCUCGAAUAAAUGCACAAAAUGUUGAAUCAUGAA
This is a messenger RNA of Diachasma alloeum, 1798 nucleotides long. RefSeq names its product UNC93-like protein. The transcript has 7 exons. Gene Ontology annotation, cellular component: plasma membrane; striated muscle dense body. The record is from RefSeq and is a predicted model, not a curated record. The coding region runs from base 277 to 1722 and encodes 481 amino acids. Gene Ontology annotation, biological process: regulation of potassium ion transport; regulation of muscle contraction. NCBI's taxonomy places the organism in Eukaryota, Metazoa, Arthropoda, Insecta, Hymenoptera, Braconidae. Gene Ontology annotation, molecular function: potassium channel regulator activity.